UUUCGGAAAGCGGACUUCUCCGUUAUUAAAAAAAAAUUAAACCCAAAAACCCGAAAGGAACUUAGGAAUUUUCCAUAGCUAUAUAACUUAGGAAUUCUCCAUACUUAUAUACACCUGAAAAUGUCAUGAAAAGGUAACAAAAUGUUAUGCUAUCCACUUUCUAGUACAUAAAACUGCUCAUAAAACAUACCCUACGCUUAUUUUAAGUUGUUUCUAUAUAAACGUAGACCUAGAUCUGUAUGCUGUUGACAUAAUGCUUUGUCUUAUAUUUCCUAUGUACAUUAAACUUUCAGAUGAAAUUAAAAUGGCUGCGAAAGAUGAGAACACAGGUGCCUUCUUAUAUGCAGAUAAUUGUGGGAACGCGAUUAAUUUUGAAGAGAUCAAACACCUGAUGAGCCCAACACUUAAAAAGGACAAUUAUGAAAUUUUAAUUAUCAAUAGUCCAGAGGACCACGAACAAGCUCAGAGGCUUAAAAAGGGACUAGAGAAUAACGUGAGUUAUUGUAAGUACCGCGAGCAAGGCAAACCAAAAGUUGAGCUUUAUGACGAGGUCGUCUUCGAAGACGAAACACCCACGUAUGAACUUGACUUCUCCCUCAGCAAGACCCUAGUUGUCUUUCUGCUUGCCACGAACGCCUUCUGCAAAAGUCCGAUGUCUAUGUUGCUUGGCCGUGCCUCGUUAGACAGCAUUCUAAAAAGUGACAAUCAAAACAGGUUUCUCUACGUGAUCCACACUAAACCGGAGAGGUGUCGAGACUACGUCUUACCUACAAUUUUAGAUUCGGUCAUCAGUAUCGACUUCUCCCAAGACGGGAAAGAGAAUGUGGAGUUCUACGAAAAGGUCAAAAGGUUACUGGAGAGUAAAGUUCACAUUCAGUACCAAAAAGACGUGGAAUUGUAUGAAAAGCGGUGCCAGUUUGUGAAGGAAGCGUCUCAAAACAACAAAGUUACACACACAAAGGCGAGUUUGUCUACAGUGCCCAUGACUUUGAUUCAUCAACGAAUAGAGUCUGAUUGUGUUUUUAAAACUGGUGAUAUAAAUCAGCAGCUAAUCCCAGCAUGUGCCUACUUUAAUUCAGAUGAUGAUAUAGAUAUUGAUAGGUACUUACCACUCAUCCCAACCAAUGCUUCCUUCGAUUCAAAUGACGAUAUAGACUAUGACGACAUGAACUUUGACCUAUCUAUUCUAAAUAUUUCAUCACCAGAAAGCAGUCGAUCUACAAGUCCUACAAAUUUUAUCUGACCUACAAAUUUGCAUGAUGGAUUAAUGGAUUCCAGCCAUAUGUUACGCCACAUUUCUAGUCCGUUGAAGAUCAUACCAUCUUUCUGUCAUGUGUAGAGAUGAAGUCUAAUCUGUCUGCAUAAUUUGUACUGUUUAGCAAAUAGGUUGCGUGUUUCUGCACUUGUCAGUUCGUGGCUACAGACAUGAAGACAACUAACAACACUCCACAAAUAAAGUGAAGAACCAACAGUUGUAUGAAGAUUUAUAACUGUUUAAUUCACAACGGGAGCAGUCUAGUCUCCGUCUAGUCUCAGUCUAGUCUCAGUCUAGUCUCAGUCUAGUCUCAGUCUAGUUUCAGUCACUCACACAAACGAUGUUACUUCUUGAAAGCCUAGAUUUAACUGCGUUUGAUCUAUCUACACUACAGUCUCGCUUUGGAUUGAUGUCGUCACAAUUGUGCGUUCACUAGCGGCGACCUAAAGUGCAACACCAAUGCUAAAUAAUGUUUGAAAUAUCACUAUUUGUUUAAUUACGAGGCUUCACCGAUGCGUUCCUUUUAGAAUUUAGACCAAAGAAUAUCUGCCUCGUCAAGUGGUAUGUGCUCCGGACUGUCGUCUCAAUGGCCAUUGGUUCAAACCCUGCCAGUCAUCUCCCCAGGAAGUUUGGGCUAGGAUGUAAUUAUCUUCAAUCCUGAACGAACAUCCCAAACAUCUCAAGCCAAACCAAAGAAAACUUACUGAAAUAUCCAUCUGUUACAUUGGAAUUACGUAUUUCACAUUUUAACAUUGUCUUUUCAGAUAGCGAAAUUGUAAAAGUUUUGUUACAAUAUGACAUGAUUAACUUGAA
Biomphalaria glabrata is the source of this 2068-nucleotide messenger RNA. RefSeq lists its product as uncharacterized. The record is from RefSeq and is a predicted model, not a curated record. Lineage: Eukaryota; Metazoa; Mollusca; Gastropoda; Planorbidae. The coding region runs from base 254 to 1243 and encodes 329 amino acids. The transcript is spliced from 2 exons.